AUGGUAAACAAUAAAACACAAUGUUUUACAUGUAACAAAGAUAAAAUAACAUAUCUUUGUGGAGGAUGUUUGAGAAACUUUUGUUUAGUGGAUUUAACAGAACAUCGUCAAAUAUUGAGUGAAGAACUACAUCUUAUUAUUAAUGAUUACGAUCAAUGUAAACAAAUAUUUAGUGAACAAAAACCAAAUUCACAUGAUCUUUCUUUAAUAGAUCAAAUUAAUCAAUGGGAAACAGAUUCAAUUGAUAAAAUUAAACAAAAAGCCCAGGAUUGUAGAAAUAUUAUCAUUGGAUAUUCACAAACAUUUUUAAAUGAUAUUGAAAUAAAAUUUAAUGAUUUAUCUGAGCAAGUGAAACAAAUUCAUGAAGAAAAUGAAUUUAAUGAGAUUAAUUUAAAUUACCUAAGAAUUCAGUUAAGAAAAAUUACAGAAGAACUAAAUAAUCCAUCAACUAUUUCUAUAGAAGAAGACUCUCAACCAUUUAUCAAUGAAAUUUCAAUUAUUUCAUUAGAAAAAAAACUAAAAUUCAAGAAAUGGAAACAAAAUGCAAUUACUGUAGCUGGUGGAAAUGGAGAAGGACAAGAAUCAAAUCAAUUCAAAUGCCCUUAUGGAAUCUUUAUCGAUGAAUACAAAAAUAUUUUCAUUGCUGAUUAUAAUAUUCAUCAUAUUGUUGAAUGCAAAUAUAAUGCAAAAGAAGGACAAAUCUUUGUAGGUGAAAAUAAACAAGGAAAUCGAAUGGAUCAAUUGAAUUACCCAACAGAUGUGAUUAUUAAUCAACAAAAUCGUUCAGUCAUCAUUGCUGAUCGUUGGAAUAGACGAGUGAUUCAAUGGGUGAAUCAAAAUCAACAAAUUCUUAUUGACAAUAUUGACUGUUAUGGUUUGGCAAUAGAUAAAUAUGGAUUCCUUUAUGCUUCUAAUGGUGUAAAGAAUGAAGUGAGACGAUGGAAAAUGGGAGAAUAUGAAAAUGAAGGAACUAUAGUGGCAGGUGGAAAUGGAAAAGGAAAUAGACUCAAUCAGCUCAAUCAUCCUACUGAUAUCUUUGUUGAUGAAGAUCAGUCUGUUUAUGUAUCAGAUCAAAAUAAUCAUCGUGUGAUAAAAUGGGGAAAAGAUGCAAAAGAAGGAAGAAUUGUAGCUGGAGGAAAUGGUCAAGGAAAAAAUCUCAAUCAACUGUCUUUACCUCACGGAGUAAUUGUUGAUGAUCUGGGUCAAAUCUAUGUGACAGAUUCUCAUAAUCAUCGAAUAAUGCGUUGGUGUGAAGGAAAAGAAGAAGGUGAAGUUGUUGUUGGUGGAAAUGGUAAAGGAAAUCAAUCAAAUCAAUUGAAUCUUCCCAGUGGGUUAUCAUUUGAUGAUGAAGGAAAUCUUUACGUUCCUGAUUAUUUGAAUCAUCGAAUUCAAAAAUUUGAAGUAAUUCCGUGCAUGAAAUUUAUUGUUAAAUAA
This is a messenger RNA of Adineta steineri, 1434 nucleotides long. Lineage: Eukaryota; Metazoa; Rotifera; Eurotatoria; Adinetida; Adinetidae. The record is from the annotation of a GenBank genome assembly.